AUGGGUAACACAUUUUCAUCUUAUGACGAAAAAGAGAGAAGAGGUUUAAUUUUGUUACCUGAGAAUUAUAUUCGUUACAAUUUAAAUGAAGAUAAUUAUAAAAAAUGUGAAGAAAAUAAAGUUAAAAAAAAUAUCGAAAAAGAUAAAAGCUUAAAAAAUGACCUAUCUACAAAAAAUAAUAAAAGUAUACAUGAAAACGAACAUUAUGAAUUAAAUGAAUCUCUGAUAAAUGAUUUAAUAAAAGAAAAUGAACUUUACAUAAAAAAUUAUAAAGACGAAUUAAUUAACAUAAAUCAAGACUCCAUUAAAAUUCCACAAACAAAAAAUGAAUGUUUAUAUAGUGAAAAUAACAUAUAUAAUUGUCUUAAAAGUAUGAAUGAAUCUACUUUUGGAUUUUUAAAUUCAUAUUCCAGGUGUUAUAAAUAUUUGAGGGAAUAUGAAAGUUGUGUACAAAGAAUUAAAAUCUAA
Plasmodium falciparum 3D7 is the source of this 468-nucleotide messenger RNA. RefSeq lists its product as uncharacterized. The record is from RefSeq and is a predicted model, not a curated record. NCBI's taxonomy places the organism in Eukaryota, Apicomplexa, Aconoidasida, Haemosporida, Plasmodiidae. The coding region runs from base 1 to 468 and encodes 155 amino acids. The transcript has 2 exons.